Messenger RNA from Lymnaea stagnalis (great pond snail), 21932 nucleotides. The record is from the annotation of a GenBank genome assembly. NCBI's taxonomy places the organism in Eukaryota, Metazoa, Mollusca, Gastropoda, Lymnaeidae.
UGGACGUCAACAGAAGGAAACAGUUUUGUGUCGCCUGGAGAUUUUACUCCACCCGACCACACACCCAGUUUGUACUUUCACUUGUGUUUAGGUUAACAGACAGGCGCCUUACUGGGUGAGUGCAUGCAACUGUCUCCCUCAGAUUUCCUUCUGUACUGGAACGUGUGCUCAUUUUGAUUUGUAACUGAUACAUGCUAUAAAUAAUAACUUUGUUUUUAUUCAGUAGCAUAUAAUUCAAAGUUCUUUAAAGAUUGCCAUCUUUACUAAAGUAUAUUAUGCUGUUAACUUUAUAAUUUUAAAAGAUGAUUCAACCGUGCUUGACUGCGAGGGUUGAAAUGUCAUUGAACUUACUUGUGGAAAUUAAAAAGCAUUGAGUAUAAUACCAUAUCAAAUGUCUACUUUCAUCGACUUACUCUUAAGCCUUAUUUGAUUAAAAAUGCAAAAUGUUAGUGAUAUUUUAAAGACAAAUAAUUUUUGUUAAUUUUGGUGCAGUUUGUGUCCCUGAUCAAAAAUAUAUCUUUAACGAGGUAAUUUUCGUUUGGUAUCUGAGUUAAGGACUUGGCUAAAGUCUUAUGACAUCUGAGUAAAUGACCUGGUUCAUUCUUAUGACAUAUGAGAUAAGGACCUGGCUCAUUCUUAUGGCAUCUGAAAUAAGGACCUGGCUCAUUCUUAUGACAUCUGAGAUAAGGACCUGGCUUAUUCUUAUGGCAUCUGAGUUAAGAACCUGGCUCAUUCUUAUGGCAUCUGAAAUAAGGACCUGGCUCAUUCUUAUGGCAUCUGAAAUAAGGACUUGGCUCAUUCUUAUGACAUCUGAGUUAAGCACCUGGCUUAUUCUUAUGACAUCCGAGUUAAGGUCAUCGUCCAUACAGGAUGUAAUGGGAUAAGGAAUUGGAAGAAAGCUCAAACAUUUUUCAUAGCAAAAGAAAAGUAAAUGCAAGAUCCGUUGGUCAGACUUCAUAGAACUUACCAAUGUCAAGAUCUUUAUUCUCACCAUCAUUGCAAACAUUCAUUCACAUUUUUUUUUAUUUUAAAAAAUGUUGGCAAUCGUCUAAAACUAUUUUUGAAAAUUGUUAAUUUUAUACCUGGCAGUAUUUGAAUGACUGUGUUGAUUGACAUGCAUUAUCUCCACAGACAACUAAACCAGAACUUCCUAUAGCACAUCAACCUCCAACCACUCAGUGAAUCAAGUAAUAACUGUAUCAUCAUGGGUAUCAAGGAUGAUUUUAUGGGAGCUAAGCUUCUCAUCAAAAUUUCUGCAAUUGUCGUUCUUGUCGCACAACUCUUCAAGUAAGUGAACACAGCUUUGUUCCAAUUCCAUGAUACAAUAACGACGCAUUUUCACGUAAUCUGCGCAUAAACUUGAAAAGCCGAGGUUUAAACAUGAGUGAAACUAAAAGAGUUGGAAUUUCAGACAAGAAAGAAUGUUUUUAAUGAUAAGUAUGACUCGCGCAGCCACUACAAAACUGCUGACAUAUUCAGGUCCCAAAAAUUAUCAUGAAAUGGGACCAGAAUUUCAACCAUUAAUUCCAGAAUACUAAUUGUAUUUUGGUAAGGAACUUGUGGAGGGAGAGGAAAGAUGUUUUCUUCCUCAAUUGUAUUGACUGGUGACCUUUGCAUGUUAAAUAAUAGAAUUUGAAUGCUACAAUAAAGACGUUAAUGAAUGAUUUCUUUCACUGAGUCAAAAUAAUUUCUUUAUAACAAUAAAGAACCGUUUUAUUUAGUCAAUCAGAAUUCAAGAGAAUGACGACCCCUCUAUACCUUGAACAAUGGCCUGAAUAUGGACGCAUGCCAAACUGACCAGUUGUGCUGCAGAGCAGUGGCUCUGAGCCAUUUUUUUUAAAAAGUGCCUUGACCCCUUGAUUAAAUUUUCUAAGUCACGGCGACCCACAUCCAGAACCUGACAUCUUACUCGCUCAGUGAUGGAUUAGAAAUUGUCAUUGGCGUAGCUAGGGGGUGCGGGGGUGUCAACCGCACUGGGUGACACCAAUCCAGGGGUGAAUUGAAAAAUGGCAUAUUUAUAGAGCACAAUUUGCUCGGUCCAACCGAAUUUCAUAGAAAGAUCAUAUGUAAAAUGUCUAUUCAUGUAUCCAAACCAAAUGCGUGCCUUAUUAAAAGUUCAAUGUUGAUCAGAGGUGACCCUAUCACUAAAUCAGAAAAACACCAUUUUGACCAUGAUUUAUCGCCGAUUGAAGUGUUCCGUAACUUCCGUAAGUAACAGGAAGCUAUAUGUAUACAUAUAUACGAAUUCGGAUAAAUAAAGCUUUCCAUUUAUACCAAAUACGAUGUGGUCGAGCGAUUCUAAGUGCAUGAAUUGAUGAGUGUAUUGAUCGCUUUCAUUCUUAACUCAGAUCAGAUCAUCAGCGAUCAAGGAAGUAGCAUAUAUGUUUAGCGCUGUUCAAUCUAAUGGUCUACUAUCAUCAAGUGAAGAGGGUUUAUUAGUAUCCGUUCCAAAAUUAUCCCCUUUCUAUGAUGAGUUAUCAAAAUACAAACUUUGAAAAGAAAUACCAAGAUGUAGAAGACUACUAAAGACAGCUGAUAUUGAUGUUCACAACUUCAUGUACCUUUACUAGUCAUUAUUUUAUGUUUUGAAAUUCAUAGCUGAAUUGGACUUCUUAGAAUCUCUUCCAAUACUUUCGACAAGCCUUGAAUUUUUUCUUACGAUCUGUGUGUCGGUGGCUUCAUGUGAGCGGAACUGUUCAAAUUUAAGGCCUAUCAAGAGCUUUUUACGAUCCACAAUGGGACAAUGAUUUCUAAUCUGGCUCUACUCUCAAUUGAAAGUGAUUAAGUGAAGGAUAUUGAUUUUGAUCAAAUUAUUUACAGGUUUACAGCCUUGAAGAACAGGAAAGACAUUUUUUAAAUAAAUUAAAUUUUAUGUAAAAAUAACUAUAACUUAACGCUAUUAAAGUUCUUUAUUACAUUUACCUCCUGACCUGCAAUUCAUUAAUUUUUUUAUUUAGGCAUUUUUAUAUAGCGCUUACCGUAAAGCUCUAAGCGCUUUAAAAUUAUUAAAAACAUGUAAACUAAGUAAAAUAAAAAUGAGACACUAGGAUAGUAACUAUUAUACUUUAGAAACAUUUAUUUUUGUUCUUGUCAUAGUUAUACUGUGGACUUAUUUUUACUAGAAAAAAAUCCGUCGUGGAAGUCGGGGGAGGGGGCUGACAUCACUAUAAAUAUUUCAUUUGUUUAACCAAGUUUUUCAAUGUUUAUGGUAGUAUUGGCUCGUGACGGGGUUUCUGUUCUCUUGUUCUUGCUAGCUGGAUAUCUUUCUGCACAACAUCAUGGAUCACAACAGUGGUUGAUCGUGUAGGGCUGUGGAGACAUAGUGCUCCGCGCACUCUCGGGAGCACAUCCUAUGAUGGUACAGGUUCUGGUACGUCUUUCAAAUUUAUUUUCGCAGGUCUAAAACUUAUAGAAAUCCGUACAUAUACCGAUUUCAAUAUUUAUAUUACCAGGAACAAUGAACUAAUCUAUAUAUAAGAAUAAUUUCCGAGUUGAUGAGAUCCGCCCCGCUCAAGGUGAUAAACUUUUACUCCGUUUUAAAUUGUUUAUACUAAACUCACUUAAAUAAUUCUUUAAAAAAAACACACCUUUUUUUUUCAAUUGUUUAAAACACAAUUUAUCUUUAUCUUUUAUUUUGCAAUUUAAUAUUAGCGAUACCCUGUUGUAAUAAAUAUUCCAGAGGGGGGCUUCCUUGUCCAGCCCGCUCUCAUUGCUCACCGUAAUCCGCCAUAAUUCGCUUAUCCCCAAGUCAUGUACUUUGGUCCCUACACCCAACAAAUGUACAACAUUAAAAAAAAAAAAAUUUAAAAAAUCGGUUACCCACCGCACUGUGUGCCAUGGUGUGUUUUAACCUGUGGUUGCUCUACUAAGUAUUGGUGGAUACAUGGAGCGCCAACUGUAAAUGUAUAGAUUAUUUACCUCUUCUUACCUUUCGGUAACUAGAUCAAGUAAAAUGUAUAAAGGAUCAUCAUUUUUAUUUAUUUCAUUUUUUUCUAAAUAGUUCAUACCGCAGCCCAAUUUAUAUGAAAGCUACUUUAAUACUUUUCAAAAUUUACCUUAAGGAGAAAUAGUUUGUUUAUUUGGGGUUUAGUUGAUUCAAUAUUUUAUUCCAUAUAAUAGAUUUCGGAGACUUGUAUCAUAAGAGAAAAGUAGUGUAUUUAAUUUUCAACUUUGAAACAUCGUUUCUCUGUCUAUUUAAGAUGAUUACUUGAAAUAAAAUAUAUUUUGAUGAAAACAGAUUCCAUGGCUGCCACUCAAGCGUUCGCCAUAUUUGGAUUUGUUGGACUGAAUGUUGGAUGUCUGCUGCUGGUUCUCUUCAUCUUCUGGAGUAGCUGCAAGGGCAAGUCAGAAACUGGACUGGCGGCUGGAAUAUCUCUAAUUGUCUCAGGUAGAGAUUAGUACAUUAUCUUAUUGUAUUAGGUAGAUAUUAUCAAAUCCACUUAUUUUCUGAUUUAAAAAAAUAAUAUUUCCCCAUCUCCUGUUUGUCUCUUCCCAGCUGUGACGUGGCUGAUUGCAGUCAUUGUGUUUGCUGCUGAAAUACAUCAACAUAACGAAGAUUUUGGAUUUUCAUUUGGACUCGCCAUAUGUGCCCUAAUCCUGGCUGGUGUUGCAGGGGUUCUCAUCCUAGUUGGUCAACUUGGGGGUGGAUCUGUUGGUGCUAAGUAGAUGAGCCAUUUAAAAGAAUAUAUAUAUAUAUAUUAAGAAAGAAUAUGCAAAAACUGAAGAAUUGGGAAAUAAAUAAAAUAAUUAAUUUAAGUAGUAAUUGAUAUUUGGUGCAAGAUGAAGUGCAUUCGUUUAAAUAACUAAGAACGAAGUGACCUAUUAGUAUUUAGACUUCAAUUUUAAAAUAACUCAAGCCUAUACAAUUAUUUAUAAUAAUUUACAAUUAGAUAAUAUUAUAUUUUCAAAUAAUGAUUUGUUUGAUAUUGAUAAAAAAGUUUAAAUUUAAUUUUUUUUUUUAAAAAUCGAGACUUAGUUUUUAAUGUUAUAUUUUUUUUUGACUGUUAUGUGAAGACUGAAUCAAUGAAUAUAGUCAAAUAUUGUCUAAAGAUAAUAAAAUGGUUUUAUAAUUUAUUCAAUUUUAUGCGUAAUCCUUUUGGAUAAAGUUGAUGAGUAGCCAUUAACGCCAUUUCCGUUUUUUUUCACGGGUUUUGGAGAAAAAAUAGGGUGGGAAGAGGGAAACAAAACGCGGCCAGCUUGUUGAAAUGUUUAUUAAUGGGGGCGUCACUGUACAUAGAAAUUUAAAUAAAACCUGGAAAAUUUGAUGGGACAAAUGCCCACCAGCCCACUUUUUUUUUGGCCCUACUCAAAAAUGACCCUGGAGAAAUAAGAUUGUAUGAAUUAUUACAUAGACUCCAGUUUGUCAUUACAUUUUUAAACAUAUCCCGCCAUACUUUGUUUCGAUUUGAGGAUCUAUAUUUAGGAAUGACUACUUUAAGUAAUCUAUAAACCACUACUUUCUUCUGGAACAAAACGAAAGUUCGAAUUAUUUAUUUAUGCAUGAUCGAUUGUUAAUUUUGUAAUAAAAUGCACUAAUUAAAAUCUGGUGCUAUAAUUUAAACCAAUUUUUUAAAAUUUAAAACUCAUGAAAUAAUUGUAGGCGCAAAGACGUAUAAUUCUAUCUGAUAAAUCACAUGUCUUGGCCCCUGCUCAAUUCUUAGUAUUAUAUCAAUUCAUCAACUAGCUGGGGCAACGUAACCACGCUACGCUAUGCCGACUUACGGUUGCUCUAAAAAGUAUUAGUGAAUAUUUGGAGCGCCAUCUGGAAUUCCCCCCCCCCCAAAGCACACACACACACACACACACACACACACGGGUAGCACUAAUAGUAUAUUGCAUAUAAAGGAUAAAUUGUUAUACAAAAAUAGAAUUAAUAAUAGGCCAUUUUAAAAAACCAGCAAAAGCAUUUGCCGAGGGAGUUAGGCCAUAAAAACUAUUUAUAGGGGAUUAAACUGUAUUACCUUUAUUGAGCGGGUGAGUUAGGCCAUAAAAACUAUUUAUAGGGGAUUAAACUGUAUUACCUUUCUUGAGCGGGGGGGGGGGGGAGUGUGUGUGUGUGGGUGAUGUCCACAGGGGAAUUAUAAUUAUAGAUAUUAAUUUUUGGCGUAGCUAGACUUCGUGCAAACCAGGUUUGCCGCAUUCUCUUUGAAAAAAUAAAACACGUGUAGUUGGCCCGAAAAUGCAACCCCUCCCUAUAGAGUAAACAGCUCCUCAUGGGAGACAGCCACCCCUCCCCACCCCAGAACUUUAAAAAAAAAUUUUUCGCAACCUUCAUCCUACAUCAUUGCGUGAUAUGCUUAGUUUUUAGUUAAAUUAAUUUUCUUAAUAUAAUUUAAAAAAAUAAAUUGAUACUAUCAACUGCCAUACUUUGUCUUUUCCCUAGAAAUAAGGUGCUAUGAAUAGGCAUUUUUUAAAAUUUUUUAAUUUUUUUUUUGGCUUGUAUAAAUACGUCAUUUCACUUACGGAAAUUGCGAUCUUUUAAACUUUUAAUAAAUAAUGUAAGGAAAAAAAUGACAAUGUUUAUUUUCAUUUUUCCUUCAAUAAAAGCCUCUCAAAUAAACGAUAUCGUAUCGGCUCUAUAUUUUGUAAAGAACGUUAAUAAUUUGUUUGUGUAUUUAAAUCAGUUCUCGACAAUGUGGGCAAAGUAAAUUUGACACUUUUUAAGAUUUGUCUUCGAAAGAAAUUUAUAGGAUUUACCACCUAAAUAAAUAAAUGUACAGAAAAGCGUCCUGUGGUUUUGGGGCCAAAAUAGAAUCUUCAUAGCGUCUUGAAUAUUUUUUUGGUAGAGUUCUCUCCCACUCGGAAUCUCAAUUUCUGCUUUGCAAUCAAUGUUUAAAUUAUUUACUGGCUCUGCAUGGACAUUUGAAAUUUUUUAUCUUAAAUUAAAAUAAGUAUUAUAGCAUAUGCUCUUCCAUUAAAUUUUAACUUUGACAUUUGAUUUAAAUAAAUGCUGAUUUAUUUUUUUUCGUUGCUUGUUAACAUUUUUACUUUUUUAUUUCUUAUCCUACAUUGAAGAAUUCCAUUUAUUUAUUAAACAUUCUUCUCCUUGCAAUGGUUUCACAAAAGUUAUAUAACCUAAUUUUAGAUAACUAUAAUUACUUGAUGAUUCAAGAAACAAAUGAAUGGGAAAACUCAAUUAUUCCCCAUUCUUCAAACAAAAAUUAUAAACACUCUAAUUCGGACAAUAAAGUGUUUAGUUUAGCGCAUUACAGUCCAGAAUACAAACGUAAGCGACAAUUAAUCAGCUGAAUUAGUUCAAGAAAUUCCUGCGCCACCUGCGCACGUCGCCCAAGAAAGCUCACAAACUCGUCUUAAAAACUAAUUAUGUCAACAGUUCUGUAGUUGAUGCGUUGAAACGCCCCCCUUUCUACUAAGCCAGUGGUUCUCAGCCUUACUAAUGUAGCAACACUUUAAUGCAGUUCCACAUAUUGAGGUGACCCCCAACCAUAAAAUUAUCUUUGUUGCUACUUCAUAACAGUAAUUUUGCUACAGUUAUGAUUUUUAAUUUAAAUAUCUGAUAUGCAAGAUGUAUUUUCAUUGAUACAAAUUGAACAUAACUAAAGCACAGUGAUUAAUCACAAAAACAAAUGUAAUAUUGUGAAACAUUUAUUUCUAAUUACAAAUAAAUGAAAUUUUGUCUUGUCUUAAAGCAUGGUGUAACAUGGGUAGCAGUCUUAAUAUAACAACAGUAAACUACAUUGCUACAAUUUUCGACAGUAUGCGUAUAUAGACACCCACUUAAGUGCGAAGCUUGAGAUUGCUUCUUUCACAUAAGAUCAAACAUUCUCGGGGCAGUCUGUGCGAGAGCACACGGGAGAUCAUCUCCAUAACAAGUCUAUUUCUGUAGUAGACUUGAUGAGCAACAAGCUGGGUAACCUUGUUUCACAAAGAUAUGUUGUUAGAAAAGGAAGAAGAAGGCGCAACACAGCUUCAGGCAGAACAGGUUAUGACUGCUAACACUUGAUCCAGUAUUUUGUAUCCGGCAUUUUAGAGAAACCAGUUCUCACUCCAUCGCUGUUAAUAAGUUCAAUGAAUUCCUCUUGUACUGUAUCGGGAACAUCUUUAACUUUGACUGUGAAAGGGCCUCUGGCAAGUGGAAAUGUGGUGUUAGGUAGAUUUGGAAAGAACGAUGAACUUUCGCCUGCAAGCAUGUCCAGUGUUCUUUCUUUAGACCAGUGGUCAGCAUAAUCAUUAGUCAAAAGAGCCAAAAAUCAGCAGCAGGACGAUUGAAAAAUAUUUGAGCGCCAAAUAUCUUUUCAAGAACCAUUUUUUUUGGAGUCAAAACCGAUUUUUGGCUGACUGGCUAAGCCGCACUCAGGUCGCUAAAGAGCCGCAUGCGAUUUGCGAGCCGCGAUUUGACGACCACCGCUUAAAGACUAUAAGUUGGUUCUAGAGGUUGACCGAAAGUGAUUUUCUGAUUUCGGCCGAAGCCGAAAAUAAGCCGAAAGUUUAAAAUGACUUUCGGCCAAAACCGAAAAAAUACCGAAAGUUUAAAAAUGACUUUCGGCCGAUACCGAAAAAAGGCCGAAAGUUAAAAAUGAAUUUCGGCCGAAACCGAAGCCGAAUCCGAAGCCGAAACCGAAAAUGAAAUAUUAAGAUAUUUUGAAAUUCGUUCCCGCAUACAUUCUGCAUACAUUGAAAAUGAUGUGGGAAAGUAUAAAUAUUUACAUUCUUUUUAUAAAAAAUGGGAUAAUCGUGAAUAUUAAUAAAUAAACAUCUAAUAUAGGGGUCUAAAACUCGCGGCAUUUGUGACCCGCAAGAGGAUAUUUUGCGGCCCGCUACAUGACAGAAAAGUUUAGUGUUAAUGCGCCGGCCCGUACCCCCAUUCUCAUAUCUAUGACGUGACUCUCCGUGACGGUUUCAGACUAGUCUAAUUCUAAAUUUAAAAAAAAAAAUGAGUCUAUAUAUUUUUGUAUGCAACAGUGAGUAGGUAGAUGAAAGUGAAUCCUAGUUCUUGAGAACCCUUAAAGAUUGUAUUGUUAUUUAUAAAGGUUGAGCAGAUUGUAACAGUUGUAAUCGCUUUUUUGUGGAUUACUUGAUGCGGCCCACUCUCAUUCAGACACAACCUCCUGCGGCCCCCUGAUGAUUUGAGUUUGGGACCCUUGAUCUAAUGAAUACUUUGGAUUUUACCAUUUUAAUAUAAAAUUAAUUUAAAUUGCUUUACAAUUUUUUUUAAAUUUGUAUGGUAGGAGAAAAUUUGGCAAAAAUGGGGGGGGGGGGCAAAAUUAAUGCAAAAUAUUUUUUUAAAACCGGGUCUCUAAAAAUUGUUGUUCUGAUAUGGUUCUAAGAGAGCGCUUAAAUUGUUCUGAAAGGUCGCUUUAAUUGUUUUUUAAUGAUGGUUUAGUUUGUUGUUAAAGAUCGUUAGUUGCUUGUUAUUUAUCGCUUAGUUUGUUCGAAAAUAUCGCUUAGUUGUUGUUAAAGAUCGUUUAUUUUGUUCUCAAAGAUCGCUUAGUUUUUUUUUAAAGAUCGUCCAGUUUUUGUUAAUUAUCGCUUUAUUUUUUCUUAAAGAUUGUUUAGUUUGUUCAUAAAGAUCACUUAGUUUGUUGUUAAAGAUCGCUUAGUUUGUUAUUAAAGAUCGCUUAAUUUAUUCAUAAAGAUCCCUUAGUUUGUUCUUAAAGAUAAUUGAUUUUUUUUCCUUAAGAUCGAUUAGUUUGUUCUUAAAGAUCUUUUAGUUUUCUGUUAAAGAUCGCUUAGUUUGUUGUUAAAGAUCGUUUAGUUGUUUCAUAAAGAUCCCUUAGUUUGUUUUUAAAGAUAAUUGAUUUUUUUGCCUUAAGAUCGAUUAGUUUGUUCUUAAAGAUCUUUUAGUUUGUUCCUAAAGAGCAUUUAGUUUUCUGUUAAAGAUAGCUUAGUUUAUUCUUAUAAAUCAUUUAGUUUACUAUUAAAGGUCAUUUGUUUUGUUCUUAAAGAUCAUUUAGUUCGGUCUUAAAAAUCGUUUAGUUUGUUCUUUAAGAUCAUUUAGUUUGAUAUUAAAGAUCGUUUAGUUUGUUCUUAAAUGUCGCCUAGUUUGUUGUUAAAUAUCGUUUAGUUUGUUCUCAAAGAUCGCUUAAUUUGUUCUUAAAUGUCGCUUAGUUUGUUGUUAAAUAUCGUUUUCGCUGAGUAUUAGAUGACCGAAAACCUGUCACUUUCGGCCCGAUGGCCGAAAGUCUAAGUCAAUUUCGGCCGAAACCGAAGAAAAACCGAAAGUUAACUUUUCUUUUUCGGCCGAAACCGAAAUUAAGCCAAAAGUUAACUUUUCAGUUUCGGACGAAAUCGAAACUUGGUCGAAAGUGAUAAAAUGGCCACUUUCGGCGCCGAAGCCGAAGCCGAAAUUCGGUCGGUCUCUAGUUGGUUCCCUAGAUGGCAAAUCUCCUCUCUCCACGCACCUGGAUAACCAAUAGGAACAUCAAAUAUACAUGAUAUAGCUUGUCACCAGCUGCGUCGUAGGAGUUGCCGGAGUUUUCCAUUUCAUUAACGUACCCGCCUUCUCCUGGUUUUGAUUCAGAGUUUCCCUUGUCUUAGAUGAGUUGCCAUCUAAGGUGUUUCCCUUGUCUUAGAUGAGUUGCCAUCUUAAGUGUUUCCCUUGUCUUAGAUGAGUUGCCAUCUAAGGUGUUUCCCUUUGUCCUAGAUGAGUUGCCAUCUAUGGUGUUUCCCCUUGUCUUAGAUGAGUUGCCAUCUAAGGUGUUUCCCUUGUCUUAGAUGAGUUGCCAUCUAAGGUGUUUCCCUGGUCUUAGAUGAGUUGCCAUCUAAGGUGUUUCCCUUGUCCUAGAUGAGUUGCCAUCUAAGGUGUUUCCCUUGUCCUAGAUGAGUUGCCAUCUAAGGUGUUUCCAUUGUCCUAGAUGAGUUGCCAUCUAAGGUGUUUCCCUUGUCCUAGAUGAGUUGCCAUCUAAGGUGUUUCCCUUGUCCUAAAUGAGUUGCCAUCUAAGGUUAACGAGUCCCAUGCGCAUCGGGUACUGGUGAUUUUUUUGCCGGGGGUUGAACUCAUUUUACACCACACGACCACCCAGCAACCAGUAGUAUCGCUAUGGCAGGCCUAAUUCUAUCAGGGCAGUAUUAUUAGCACCACUUACUUAUAACAUUAAAACAAUAGCUAAUUAAUUACUAAAACUUAAGGCCUAAAUAACUUUCAAAUUUAUAUAUUGGAUCUUACCCAAAUCUUUUCUACAGUAAUUAUGACAAUUUUUCUAAUUUACAAUGUAAAUAAUUGUCACUCGAAAACACCUGUUGAAUCAAACCGCAUAUUUCGUUAACUAAAAAGCGUAGUCAAUGUAAAUAAGUUCGUUUAUUGAAACCACUUUUUUUUUUUUGCACGUGACAUGGAGGUCAAGUAACAAUCGUAAAAUAAUUUCUACGACUUGCAGUUCUGCAAAGUUGUGCCAGUUGUGUUCCGAGCAGUUGGACACUUUGAAAAUGAGUGGAUCUUAUAGGUCCACGACGUGAAUAGACGGGUCUUCUUGACCACUGUGUAACAACACUGCUUCAAAUCUAGACAUGCCAGGCAGAGUCUAACUUAAUAUUUUCUAAUCAGCACGUUUAAAUCAAUAUAAUACUCAUGUAUUACAUUCAGUGGUAAAACCUUUGUAAUCCAACGUUAUCUAAUCUAUGUUAGGCCAGGAACGUGCAUAUAAUUGCCAGUAAAAAUCCUCGUUUGCCGAUAUCCACGAUAAAAAUGUUGCCAUUGUUGGUCGCUAAGGACGCUAAUGGACGUCAAGAGAAAGGGACAGUUUUUUGUCGCCUGGACAUGUUACUCUACCCGACCAUUCACUUGGGUUCCAGAAAUUGACUGGGUGCCUGACUCUGUAAGUACCUGCAACUUCCUACGAGAGCGUUCACUUAGUACUUUAGAAAGUUUUUAUUAUUGUUCAUAAAUUUUUAUUUUGCGUGAUAUUAACUGUGUUGAUUUAUUUACGUGUCUAUUAAAGUGGAUUUACAUUUCAAAAGUUAAGCUGCACACAAACUUUGUACAGACCAGUUGACCCCUGAGUAGUUUUCAGCUCUCAAAAAUGUACUUACAAGAUCCAAAGAGUAGUUUGGUCAAUAAGCGAGCCGGGGGGAGGGGGUUAACAAGUUAUGUCAGGAAAUCCACUCAGCUGCUUAUAUGAGAUAACAUAAAGAAAUCUACAAGUUAUGGUUCUCCGAUGUGUUGAAGGAUGUCGCUCUUAUUCGAUUGCUUACUGUGUUAACACAGCAAGUUGAAGGAUGUCGCUCUUAUUCGAUUGCUUACUGUGUUAACACAGCAAGUGCGCUAACUUUUUACUGAAAACACCUCAAUUAUUAAUUUUUAAAAAUUAAAAAUAAGCCAAAAGAAACGAAAAAACUUGUGGUACUGUAGUCUUAGGCUUUAAAAACGUAGUUACAUGUACUAAGGAGAAACCGUAGAAGUAAACAGUUCUGACUUUUUUUAGAAACCGGGAUACAUUAUUUGCCUCGAUCUGCCUGUUCUUGGACUCUAUUCUAGCAAGUCUUGCUCAAGCCAAAUGGCUUUAUGUGCCCCUUUCAAAGCGAGUUAACUUUUCACGGGCAACUGUUUAUUAAUAAAGAACAUAAAUACCGCAUAAAUGAUGCACAGAAGUAUUUAUUUAUUCUUAAUACUGUAUCUAUCUGGCGUCUAGAGGUUAGGUCCCCUUUGUAAAAGCCACAGAACAAUUCCAGAGCCAAAACUGUUUUCCUUCCAGCUCCUGUAGAGAUAAUGUGUUGUAAGAAUUCAAUAACACGAAGCAGUGAAACAGUUCAGAUUCAUUUAUUUCAUCCUUUGGUUUGCAUAAGGGUGGAAAUUACAUAAGAAACAGGAAAUAAUUAUAUCCAACUAAAAGCUCACUCCUACUUCUACAUCCACAGCACUCGUCAUUGUCAACAUCCACAUCACUCGUCAUUCUCAACAUCCACAGCACUCGUCAUUCUCAACAUCUACAGCACUCGUCAUUCUCAACAUCCACAGCACUCGACAUUCUCAACAUCCACAGCACUCGUCAUUCUCAACAUCCCCAGCGUUCGUCAUUCUCAACAUCAACAGCAAUCGCGAUUGUCAGUCUUCUAGCACAGCACUAAUUUCAUGCAGUGUUUUCACCUCUUUCCGACAUACCACCACAGUCAUGCGUCUCUGAGAACAUUCAUGGGAUUAAAAGGGAAAACCUUAAAGAAAGAAAAAAAAAACACUAUCACUCACAACCAGGCCCGGAACAACAUGACGCAAUCCGACCGUGACGAUAAAGACCACAUAAAUGAUGCACACAAUUAUUUUUUUUAUUCUUAAUAAACGUAUCUACCAGUACUACUUCAUAUUUUAUAAUAUUUUAUAUACCCUAAGAGCAUUAUUAUAUUUAAAAAGGUUAUGUCAUAGCCACUUUGAUCGACGAAGCUGGGGUGGGGGGAGCGGGAAUCUAGGACGCCCCACCGAAGUGUCCCUCAGUGAAUUUGAGUUUAAGGAGGGAGAGAAGCCCCUCUUCAGAAUAUUUUUUUAGAAUUUCAAAAGGAAGGGAUACCAAUUAUCGCUAACUGAAUGAAGAAAAACUUCAUUUGUGAUGCAGCCGGCGGGUCACAAUCUUUAACGUGGAGGUCGAACCCUGGUGCCACUUAAUGACUAGAAAUUACUUGGGGACCCCUGAGAUAAUUUCUGGAGGAUUGUAAAAACCCAGUACGGAAAUGCCGCUGUUGUUAUCAGACAGGGGAGAUUAAAUUGGGUGCCGUAGAACAGUCUUUCUAAAACUAUUGCCGACGGACCCCUUGAAGGGCACAGAAAAGGUGACAGGGUUUCAUGAGCUGCUUCGGUUUAUUUCAUGAUACUUGUUUAACAUUUUCAUUAUAAAAACUGAUCAGUGGUCUCCAUCUGAUUGGCGAUGGGUCCAUGUAACCAAAAAGCUUAAGAAGAUCCUGCCUUAGUAGCAACUAGUCCGCUACCGUGUCUGGUGGGUAAACAGACAUGUUAGGACCAACUAGAGACAAAACCCGGGUGUUCCUUUCAGCUUGUGUGUCGGUAUGUAUGUAAUUAUAUUAUGAUUCUUGAUCUUCGUUAGAUAACUAAAGCAUAACUUCACAUCAAAUCCGCAACCAGUCAGUGAGUCCAGUAAGAUCUGUAUUUCCAUGGGCAUCAAGGAUGAUCUUUUGGGAGCAAAGCUUCACAUCAAAAUAGCUGCAGGCGUCGUUGUUGUCGCUCAAAUUUGCAGGUAGGUAAAAAAAAGUUUUCUUCUAAUGUUAACCAAUAUUUACCCAGCUAUUUUAAAGAAAAUCUAAUCUGCAUCUAGUAUACCAUGCUGGUCUCAUUCUUUACAUUCCAAAUAAUCGAGUAAAUAAAAUAUAUUUUGAAAAAAAAAACAUUUAAAAAAAAAAACAUGCUUUUUUAAAAAUGCACUAAAAAGUAGAAAAAUAAUUGUCCCCCAAAAUUUCUAUGUUGAUACAUUCAUAUGACUAAAAAGGGGUAAGUGGAAGUCACUGGUCACCUACUAAUCAUGAAAGGUUUAAUUUUUGUCGGGGUGUGUAAGUGUAUACAGUUUCAGCUCAAUUGGACCUCAUGAGUGGGUCAAAACCACAUUGAAAAUGACAAAGCAAGCUAAUGGUGUUGUUCGUUCCUCGCAUGCGCAGAGGCCCACGGUUGCCUGCCAGUAUUACUUGUGCCUCCUGGUGAGCUAUCCCGCACGCUAUUUUUGGGUCCUAGUUGUAUUUGAGUCGAUUCUGUUUUUUUUUCUUGCCAUGCGCUUUCUUGGACGUGAGCUGUGCGUUUAUUCUCUGAGAACUGUGCUCCAACAGUGAGUCUGCCACUCCAGCAUGUAUGAUCCAUUGCAAGUGUCUCCCACGAAUAAAGGUCAAUGUCCAUGGAUUUGAGUGAAGUAUUUUUAGACAGUCCUUGAAGCGUUUGUUCUGCCCACCAGUUGAGCGUUUCCCACAAAAGGGUUCACCGAGCAUUAGUUGUUUUGGAAGUCUGGAGUCUGGCAUUCUUGCGGAUGCCCUGUCCAUCUGGCUUGUUUUUUUUUUUUUUUGUUUUUUUUGUAGGAGUGUGUGCAUGCUUAUACAUUCAUAGUGUCACCCCCCCCCCCCCCCGUUCCACGAUAGUUUUUUAAUGUAUAAAUAAGUCCACUAUGGAAAAAACAUAAAUUAAUUGCAGGUCAGGAGGUAAAUGUAUUAAAGACUGUAACAUGUACUUAGAAUCACCCUACGACGUCGUAUUUAAUUUUUGUUUCAAUGGAAAGUUUUAUGUCUCAGAAUUAAGAUAAAUAUAAAUUACUGUCACUUACGAAAUGUUCUGAACACGUCAAUCGGCUUUGAAUAAUGGUAAAAACUUUUUUUUUUCUGACCUGUUUAUAGGGUCAUCUCAUUUCUGACACACCAACCUUGAACUUUUAAUAAAGCACGCAUUUGGACUGGUUACAUGUUUGGAAAAGUUACGUUUGAUCGGUUAUCCUCUUAUGAAAUUCGGUGAGACCGAGCAGUGUGGGACAUGUAAAUAUGCCAUUUUUUAAUUUGGCGUCACCCCCUUUGGCGUCACCCCCUUUUGAUGGUGUCAGCCGGUGUGGUCCGCACCCCUCUAGCUACGCCGCUGGGUCAGAUCAACAAAGGUGAUCAACAGGCUGUUGUGUUGCUCUUGACAUUUUCCCUGGAGCUGGUGAGCUGCAAAUAUCAUGUCAACUGUGCUGGGAAAUGACUUUGAUUCGUGGUGUAUGGGAACCACUCUCGUAUGAGUGUCACAUCUGCCCGUGUUCAGGUCUUUUGUGUUAAAUCAAAUUCAUACACAUCUUAUUCAUUUAUGCAUAACUAACAAAGACUAUACUUGGUCAUUGGAUAAAUCACUAUCAUGUGCUGUCUGAGAACAAUGAACUUUAAGUUUAGAUGCGUAAUAAAAUGUCCACGUACUAACAACAGCUCAACCGUGGCCAAAGGUUAGGAUGGGGUGGUGGUUUGGGAGUAAGGGGUCCUACUGUGUAGUUCGAUCCGCUGGUGAACCACGUGACUAACAACAAUGAAUGGGGAAUAAUUCGUCCUAAACUCAACGGAAAAAUGGGUUGGGGCUGUGGGGGCGUUCUAAGAAGGUAUUGACAUAUUAUUCAAUUUUGAAGAACAGCUUGAUUUAGUCACAAGCAGGUGUGCCACACCUUGGGAAAUUUCCCAACAUCCUGGGAAUUCACUACCUCAUUCAUUGCCAAAACUCAUUUUAAAAAAAAAAAUUCCCAAGAUUUAAAAACAAAAAAAACCUCUUAUAUAUUUUCAUGAUCUUGGGAAAUCUUGGGAAAUGGUUUGACCAAAUCUUGGAAAUUGAAAAAAAUUGAGUGGCAGCCCUGGUCACAAGCUAGGCGCCGGGCUGAACGGAAUCCAUAUUUGCUUUCAGGAAGUAGUCACUGUUCGUGUGAAUUUGUAAACCAUGAAGUAGGACUCUGGCCAAGAUCAUUCCAGCUGUGGAAAGGAUGGGAAUGCCUCGGUAGUUGUCACAGGUUUGGUGACUGCGAUUUCAUUUAAUAAUAUGGGUGUUAUAUUUGCAUCUUUGAGAUGCUGAGGGCUGGGGUGACGACGACUGAACGCCUCUAAGUCAGAGUCCCGCACCACCGAGGCAACUCGGAGGUGUCCCAUGGGGUUUGCCUCUUCGUGGCGUGCCAGACCAGUAGGGAGGAUCUCCUCCCGAAGCCAAAAACCCCGGCCACUUACAUGACUCCCAAAGCAACGGGAGUAACGCAAUAACAUGAUGACUUGUUGCCGUUAAUGGAUAUGAGGCCUGGGUGGCGGUUAAAACCCUUGCCGAUGAUUUUAGCUACGCGGCCCCGAGAAAGCCGCUCCUAGGCGACCGUUUCGUCCCAGCUUUCGUCCCGACCGAAAAACUCGCUUGAUGGCGGUGGAGAUGUUGGGGUGGGGGGGGGUUAUUAAGAUCUCACGCUCGACGACCCACUGACGCCAUCUCCAAUGUGACGUUAUUAGGUGCUGAGGGGCAGCAUCCUUUCCAUAUUGACUAAAAUAUCCUUGUCGGUCUUUUUGUCAGGACGGGGCCCCCUGCUGGGUAGAUUUUAAAAGGGAUUGCAUCCUGGGGCUUUAUUUGAGGAGAGUCGCUGGAUUGCCCUCCCGUCAACAUUUUCAAUGGGACUAUUGUCUGGGCUCUUGGUUGAUCUCCACGUCUGGUAAACGAGCAAUGGUAUUAUUGUUUGCAGCAGCUGGACAGUUAUGGACUUGACAAAACUGUUCUUACCAUCUUUCUAAAAAAUCUGACUCGUGUCUGUCAGUAGCCGAGUUACAUAUUUUUUUCAUGACUGGCAAGCGGCCUGAGGACUGUGGUCCAUAGACUUCUUUUAUGGCAUCGAAAAAACGUUUGGUUUUGUCCAUGGGCAUAGCCUUGAAUUUCACCAGCCUUCCUGCUGAGGCAUGAGUCUGGCAUUUAGCGAAGUUUCCUUUGCACGUUCUGUUUUUAUUUUAUAUUAGAAAACCUUUCUUUACAUAUGACGUAGGAGUUCUUCUGAUUUAGAGCUCAGCAUCUUAUGUUGUUCGUUUAUUAGUCACUGUAUCUCAUUAUCAUUUUCAACAUACCAAUCUUUAUUUUUUUCUGUUUGUUGGUCUGAGGUCUCUUAGAGCAUUGGAGUAUAUAGUAUCUAAUAAUUCAUUUCUGAGGCGAUUGUUUGUUAAUACAUUAUUUUGGGGGGCUGUGUGAGGGUGUAACCAUGCUACUUCUAACUUUAGGCUAUAUGCUUAAGUACCUCAACACACACGUUUAAAGACUCAGCUUUCUCCAAUAAAAAUAGCUAUACCAUAGGCUUUAAUUCUCACAUGAGACCGCUGCCUCAGAGACUGAUUAUCUUUGAUGGUUCUUACUGCCUUAAAAAAACAUAAGUACUUUCUUUCAUUUUCUUUUUUCUUUAUACAUCAUUUUUCAAACUUUUAACCCCAAAGUGAUUUUGUGAGUUGGUUUCGUUUCCCCAGCUGGACAGCUUUCUGCACAACGUCAUGGGUCUUGGUAACCGUGAUUGUUAACGUUCCUCCGAUUCAGGUCGCUUCUUACGUGUCCUAUGUAGGUUUAUGGAGAUGGUGGGGCUACACAGAGAGCCCCAUACACUUAGAUGGUACAGCAAAUGAUACGUACUUUGACAUAUGUAUACCUUUUUAUAUACUUUCAUAAAUUCAUGUUGAAUUAUUGUUGAAAUUUACUAUUAAAAUAUUUUAGCUUCAAGUAAGUUAUCAAUUCUUACAUUGAAUUACUUUAUUAUUUUUUUUUAAGUCUUAAUUUUAAAUCCUCCAAGCACUGCAGCUCGGUGUUUAUUUACUGUUGAUAAAGCUUAAGUUUCAUAUAUCUCAAUACAUGCUUCCAAGUUUAGUUGAUACACUAGGAGAUAUGACCCGAUGUUACCGGGGUAAUAAUGGAAGGCGAUUCGUUCUACAUGCUAUUGUGAGUUUUCAACAACACAUUAAGACGCAUAUAAAUGAUUCCGGUAUUUUUUUUAAAAAGUUAUCUAUGUAUUGGUGUUUACUUUUCUAACGUCAUUUAUUUUUCAGAAUUAUUUAUCUGCUAUAUAAUAUAACCCUACCCUACCUCUUCAAUAUACUAAAAAUGGUCAAAACAGGACCUUACAUUUACAACAACGAAAAAUUGGUACCAUUUUAAAUAUUUUUAACUUUAACAUUUGAUCCCAUUGGUUUCUUCAUUAAAAAUUAAACACGCCUCUAGCCUCGCUUCUCCACCAUAUUAUCAGAGAAUCUUAAAACACAUAAUUGUUAUAAUAUCUCAAGUAGAAUCUCUUAAUUAAUGUCACGACUUAUUUUGUUCUUGUAUUUCAAAACCUCAAACCGUGUUCCAUUAUUUCCUUCACGCCUGUAACAGCCUUGAGUUUUAUUAAAGGAACAUUAAUCUCAUAAAGAUGUACGCCCCACUUUUACAUAAACUUGAUUUUUUCGAAACGUGAAGACAAAAAUAUAGUUUAACACUUUGAAAGAAAAUCUUAAGCCCUUAUUUUUAACGCACAAGAUCUGUAAAUAAAAAAAAAAUAUAGCUGUAAUUUUUUAGAUUACAUUUUUACGUGUGUACAAUUAUUGGGGUUUGAGAUUAUUAUUUUAUUUUAUUUAUUAGAUAUGGUUCUACUCUUAUUAAUGUAACCACAAUCUGUCAACGCCUUUGAACUGUAUUUUUAUAAUUUGUAUGAAAUAUAUAUUUUUUUUUUAAAAAGAAAAUCUAACACUACUUUUCACUACUGUAAUAUAAUUGGAUUUAAAGAUAUUAUCCUCUGCAUUCACAUCUUAUGAAUUAAUUAUUUAUAAAAUCCACUCAUCCAUUCUGAUACCUAUCUCACCCCCUUCCCCCACAGUUUUUAAUACACAUUAAUUCUAUCAUCAAUGGGCUAGUAACCCCUAAUGUACGUAACUACACUUUUUUUUUGCACGCUCCUGAACUAUUUCAAUAUUCUAAUAUCCUACUUCCAUUUCUCACGCAUUGUUUUGCAUUUUCUCUUGUAAAAGUUAAACGCGUAAUUCCCUAUAUUGGAAGAUGAUGUUUAUUUAUUUUAACAUUAAAAUCUAUACCGACAUUCAAAUCUGUAAUCUAAUUUGGUUUUGAAAUAUUGCUAUCAAUAAGAAAAUAUUGCAACUUCAUAUGGUUUCUUCUUAUUUACACGAGGGAUAUGUGAGUUAUUGAGUUCUGUUUGGCAUUAUAUUUUUUCGUUUGCACUCAAUACCAUACACUCAGGGCCAUGCAAAGGUGGAGGCGAGAGGGCCAAUAUCCUCUGGCGCCAGCAUCAGGGGGUGGUACACUUGUCUUUAGAUCGACCCUUUAUAGUAGUCUAAACUGUAUUAUCACAUUUACUUCACAUAGACAGGGGCACCAAACACGUCUUACUAGUCUUCCCUGGGCGCCACCUUUCUUCGGCAUGGCUGUGUCUAUUGCCAACUAUAGUAAUUUUGUGUAAAGCAGUAUGGCCCAGAUUGGCCAAUGCGUUUUGGCCAGUUUCUUUCAGGUAAUUUUAUUCACGAGAUAGUGGGGGUAGCUUGUCAGUCGUUUACGAAGGAGGGGGGGGGGUGCAUCGUGUGAAUGUCCAAACAAAUACAGUAACUUCAAAGGUUUAUUUGGAAUGUCUAACUGAUCUAACUUUCUUCAUUUAAUGACUAAAUAAUGCACUUAUGGGACCUUUGUAAGCCUUUUUAUUUAAUACUCCCCCAUCCCUACAAUUUUAAAAAAAAAAAUUUAAAAAUAUCCCUUGAUUUUCUGCCAAUAGAGCAUUUUUAAAGAGAAACUCUGUUUAAAACUUGUAAAAAAAAAAAAUAAUUAAUUUAAAAAAUGAUUGGAUGUAAACAUCGAAAAACGGUCUUCCCGCUCCAUUUUGAUAGCAAAUUAAAUUGCCAACAAAUAUGACACUUUCCUGAACAAAAUUGGCAGCAUAAUGUCGCUAGAAGCGUGAGGCCGCUAACAGGCGUUAGGUUUCUUAGAGGCGUAAGGGCCCCUAGAGGCGUGCUCAGUGUGCCCAUGUCUUAAGACGGCACCGACCCUUGCGUUAUUCGGGGAACAUAACUACCAUCGCGUGAUCAUGAUAGUGUAGGGGUCAUGGUUACAAUGUUACGAAUGACGUAUAUCAGGCAUGAGGUUGGAAAUGGCAGUCUCAUGCUAACGAUUCUAUACUCACAGCCAUCGAGGAUGCUGUUCCUAGCCAACCGUCUCGUCCCAGCUACUUUGAUAACUAUUUACGAGGUAGAAACCCGCUGGGGGAAACCCCAUUAGAGGGCUUCCGGCAUCUCCCCGGGAUGAGCAGGGGGAGAAAUUAGGACGUAAACGCACAAUUUCAAUCUAUGGAACCGCCCAUUGCUGUUGUUGCGAGAACAACACUACCGACUGACCGGAUGACCCAAGGCUGAGAUGGUUUCCAUAAAGUGAAGUAACUUCAGAGAUCUCCAACGUUGCCCUUCGCGGCCCGAUAGGAACAGGGUGCUUUGGGGAGGGCAUUAAGAGCUUUUGCUCGACGGCUGACUGACGCCAUUUCCUUAGAAACAUAGAGACAAACCGCUAUCACAACCUUAUUUAACACCAAGAAGUAAAUCUGUUAACAGGAGGGCAGUAUGUGUUAAAAGCGGACCUAAGUAAUUAUUUUUGAAGUAAAGGUCAUCAAAAUAAUCACAUUUUUUUCUUGAAAACAGAUUAUUUUGCUGCGACUCAGGCGUUUGCCAUAUUUGGAUUUGUUGGACUGAAUGUUGGAUGUCUGCUGCUGGUUCUCUUCAUCUUCUGGAGUAGCUGCAAGGGCAAGUCAGAAACUGGACUGGCGGCUGGAAUAUCUCUAAUUGUCUCAGGUAGAGAUUGUCUUAAUCUUUUAUUGGCCCAGAUAGAGACUAGCGUGUUCUCUUCUUGUAUUUGGAAGGGGUAGCACAUUCUGUUUAUUGUUUUAGGUAGAGAUUAGCACAUCCUCUUACUUUUUUUUAAGGAAGAAAUUAGCACAUUCCUUAUACAGUUGAGUUGGAGAGUGGCACUUGUUCAUCAUCGAUUUGCUUUGUAUUUCAAUCACUCAUUAUCAUUGUGAUUGAUUGUCCGUCCCCAGCUGUGACGUGGUUGAUUGCCGUCAGUGUGAUUGCUGCUGACUUCGGAAGAAUUGACUAUCAACCAACCUUCGGAUUCUCCUUUGGAUUUUCCUUCGGACUCGCGAUUUGCGCUCUGAUCUUGGCUGGUGUAGCAGGGGUUCUCACUAUACUUGGUCAACUUAAGAUUGGAUCUGUUAGUUCUAAAUAAAUGUUCCAUUUCAUAAAUAUCAUAUAUAAAUAAAUGUGAAGCAUGUAAAACUGAAGCAUUAGAAAAUACAUAGAAUAAAUUAAAUAAUUACUAAAUGUUAUUUGGAGAAUGGGGGUGGGGGAUAUGACAGGCUUUUCGAAAUAUAGCUUUAACAUGUGAAUAUAAAAAUUUCAUAUGUAAAAAAUAUGUGACUUAAACAAUAUUUUAAACAAAUGUUCAAACUGUAGACAGUUUUAUAUUUUCUAAUUGAGCUUUUUUUGACAGCCUAUUGAUACUUGAUAAAAAGCAAAGAAAC